CCGACGUUCAUUUCAUAUUCCAGCACUGUAUUUUGCUCUAAAUGGGACGCACAGUCACGUCUCCGCCCUGAUAUGUCCCCGCGCGCCCAGCCUCUUCCCAGUGAACUGAAUCGGUAAAAUGUUUUUUCUUUUUUUUUUACUGGAGCAGCGGAGGAGACUCCAACGGUGAAAGGAAGGCAAGAAGUGAAUGACUACUAGUGGAAUAAGUCGGCAACACCGCCCAGCUGGCGGACAUUUACCACGGUGGGCACGUAUUAAGGCUUUUAAAUGUAGAGGCUGUAGGUGUAACGAAGUGCGCACCGUUAUUUAUUUAGAGUGGGGGACUUUUCAUUGGCAGAGAUGGAAAGUGUGCAGCCUGCCGCUGAUGAUGGCGCGUCUGAUGGAGGCGCGAGCAAGUUAAUGAAGAAGCCCAACGGACUGUCUGUCGCCCGGGGGACUCCAGCGGAUGAUGGCGGUGGACACUCGGCACCCUCCCGCGUAGAGGCAAAGAACGGGAAUAGCCUUUCUCAUUCCGCCUCUACAACGGGAUCAAGUGCGUCAAACCGAACUGUGGCGUCUAAUGGCCGGGGCUCGUCCAGUAACUCCAGCUCCCUCCUGUUGAGACGGAGGCGCUUAAAGAGGAACCUCUCCGCCGCAGCUGCAGCCACCGCCACCUCCGCUGUCACCGCCGCCUGCGGCGGCAAGAUGAACUCGGCCCUGUCCUCUGCGUCUUUGCAUACUCGGAGUCUGGAUCGGAAGACUUUGCUCAAGCACCGACAGAACAUGCAGCUGCAGCCCGCAGACCGCGAGUGGGUGAGAGCAGACCUCCACCGGGGCUCAGUGCAUGUCCACGAUAGACUGACGCCCUCAUAUCCAAGACCGGUUCUUUGCACUAUGGACACCACAGCCGGCGAGGUGGCGCUCCAUCUGAGCAAACUCUGCAGUAAGUCGAGCUCCGUUAUGCGCAUUUUUUGUAAAGAUAACCCUAAGACUGACCAAAAUGGCAACUGCAGUGUGAAGUAUGAAUACAACGAAAACCACUGCAAAGUGAACGAAGAGUCGAGUAUAAAAUGCAACCACCUGAAUUCCCUAGAGUCCACAGAAUUAAGGGGCCAUCCGAGUGACAGGUUGAGGCUGCUGCUCAUGGAGAAUGCAGAUGACAGGCUAAAGCAACAGGACGUUGAUGGAAAACUUUUCAGCCCUGAAUCAGAGUCACAAGACAACAUAACGUGCUCACUGUCAGAUUUGAACUCUAACUCUAACAUGGAUACCCCCAAUGAUGAUGAUUCAGAGCACAGAAACGGUAUGGACAGCUAUGGAUUAAAUUCUGGCUCUGAUGUGGAGAGCAGUGCAUUUGAUGAUCUGAGCUCUGGGGCCCGGCUCAGCGAGCACAGGGACUCCCUCAGCGAUGACAUGGUCCUGGGCACUGAGGCCUCCAUCCUCAGUCCCUCCUUUGAUAGUGCCACAGACGGCCACGAUAUGUAUGGCAGCUCCUCGGACGAACUGGAGCUCGACUGCCCUACGUCAAGUGCAAGCAUGGACCCCAUCUCACAACACCACAGCAAUGGGAUCAGUUCUGUCACUGCCAACUACCAACACUGCAACAUAGAGCAUAUAAAUAAUAUGACGAACAACAUGGGACCAGAUAGCAGACUCAACCCUCACAAUCUGGGCAGCCUGCCACCCAGCAGUAGUGCCGGCUCAUUGUCAAGAGCCUGUUCUACAGGUAAUACACCUGACAUCCAAGACCCGGACUGUGGCCAGAAUGCUGUAAAAUCAGGGCUGACAGUGGAUCACAAUGGAGAUUCAUGUGAUUCCAGCCCCACACUGUAUGUUCAGCUGCAUGGUGAAGCUGUCAGGAGGCUUAGCCCAGAUGAGAGGCCUCUGCAGAUCCAGAAUGACUUUCUAUUUAAGCUUGGAUUUAAGGACCCGUGGAGAGUUCAAGAGGAAGGGCUCAACACAGAAAUUGGUUCCUUGCUACGUUUUUAUGCAGGGAAGCCCCAAAGCAUUGAGAGCUCGGAGCGGGUCCAGCUGUCAGGGACAUACAACGUUCGGAAAGGGAAGCUCCAGCUACCAGUGAACCGCUGGACCAGACGGCAGGUCAUCCUGUGCGGCACCUGCCUCAUCGUCUCCUCUGUCAAGGAGAGCCAGACGGGGAAGAUGCACAUCCUGCCACUCAUUGGAGGAAAAGUGGAGGAGGUGAAGAAGCACAAUCACUGCUUGGCCUUCAGCUCGGCAGGGCCUCAGAGUCAAACCUACUACGUCAGCUUUGACAGCUUCACGGAGCACCUGCGCUGGCACAGACACGCUGCAAAGAUGGUGUCCCAGAGAAUCAACUCUGUAGAUCUGUCCUGCUGCAGUCUGGAGCAACUUCCUCCAAACCUCUUCUACAGCCAGGACCUCACCCACCUCAACCUCAAACACAACUUCCUGCCUGCAGACCAGCGGCUGCAGCAGCUGCAGAGAUUUUCUCGUCUGCGGAGCCUCAACCUGUCCAACAACCACCUCGGUCAGUUCCCCAUGGCGAUCUGUGACAUCCCGACACUGACGGAGGUCAACCUCAGCUGUAACUACCUGGCCUCUGUUCCCAGCUCUGUGAGAGCCAUGACCAAUUUGCAGACGUUCUUGUUGGACGGCAACAGCCUAGACGAGCUGCCCAAUGAGCUGGGUUCCCUUCAGAGGCUGAGUUACUUGGGCCUUUCCUUCAACCAGUUCAGCCAUGUGCCCCAGGUGCUGGAGCAGCUGACCUCCAUGGAGAAGCUGUGUAUGGCUGGAAACAACCUGGAAACACUCACCCUGCAGAAUUUCAGACUGCUCCGGGUCAAACACAUAGAUCUAAGGUUGAAUAAGAUCUCCAGCAUGGUGCCAGAUGAGCCUGACCUGCUGCGGCACGUGACACAGCUGGAUGUGAGGGAUAACAGGCUGACAGAGCUGGACGCCUCAGUAUUCCCCAGGCUGGAGGUCCUGCACUGCGAGAGGAACCGCAUCACCAGCCUCAAGGCCAAGGGUUGCCUGCUCAAAGGCAUCUACGCCUCAAACAACGAGAUACGACAACUUGAUGUCACUCCCGUGCCCUCUAAUCUCAGCUACAUGGACAUCUCGAGGAACCAUAUGGAGUCCCUGCCAGACUGGUUGUGUGAAGCGAAGAAACUAGAAGUCCUGGAUGUGAGCCACAACCUCAUCACUGAGCUCCCUGCGCGGUUGUUAUGCAGCAACAGUCUAAGGAAGCUGAGUGCAGGACAUAACCAGCUGCAGAAGCUGCCUGAAAGAGUGGAGCGCCCUCUGCUGGAGGUUUUGGAUGUACAGCACAAUCAACUGGUGGAGCUUCCCUGCAACCUGUUUCUCAAGUCUGACAGUUUACGAUGCGUAAAUGCAUCAGCUAAUAAACUGGAGCACCUGCCGCCAUCCAGCCUAUCAGAGGAGAGCCAUAGCAUCCUGCAGGAGCUCUACCUGACCAAUAACCGACUGACAGAUAAGUGUGUCCCCAUGCUGACAGGCCACUCACACCUUCGUGUUCUGCACAUGGCCUACAACCAUCUACAGACGUUUCCAGCCAGUAAAAUGGCCAAGCUGGAGGAGCUUGAGGAGGUGGACCUGAGCGGAAACAUGCUGAAGACGGUGCCCACCACCAUCAUGAAUUGCCGGCGAAUGCACACACUUAUCGCCCACUCCAACUCUAUCGAGGUCUUUCCUGAGGUCAUGCAGCUGAUGGAGAUGAAAUGUGUAGAUUUGAGCUGCAAUGAGCUGAGUGAGAUCACUCUACCAGAGAAUCUGCCUCCUAAGCUUCAGGAGCUGGAUCUGACCGGAAACCCUCGUCUCAACCUGGACCAUAAGACCCUCGAACAACUAAAUAAUAUCCGCUGUUUCCGCAUUGAUCCGCCUCCAACCUUCUCCAAUGAGGCAUCUGGUGGGCCUGCUGUGUGGAGUCAUGGUUACACAGAGGCCUCGGGCGUCAAAAACAAACUGUGUGUCGCUGCACUCUCAGUAAAUAGUUUCUGCGGUAAUCGGGAGGCUCUGUACGGUGUGUUUGACGGGGAUAGGAACGUGGAGGUGCCCUACCUGCUGCAGUGCACGAUGAACGACGUGUUGGCUGAAGAGAUUCACAAGACGAAGAGCGAAGAGGACUACAUGACCAACACCUUCCUUGUCAUGCAGAGGAAACUGGGAACUGCAGGGCAGAAAUUGGGUGGUUCAGCUGCUCUGUGUCACAUUCGCCAUGACCCCACAGACCCAGGCGGCUGCUUCAUCCUGACAGCUGCUAAUGUGGGCAAGUGCCAGGCCAUCCUCUGCCGUGAUGGGAAACCUUUGUCUCUGUCCUUGCUUCAAAAUGUGGGGCUGGAGGAGGAAUACCGCAGGAUAAGGCAGCACAGGGCUAUCAUCACUGAGGAGAACAAGGUGAAUGGAGUGACCGAUUCAACACGAAUCAUGGGCUACUCCUUCCUCUACCCAUCAGUCAUCCCUUGUCCUCAUGUGCAGACCGUCACUCUCACCCCCCAGGAUGAGUUCUUUAUUCUGGGUAGCAGGGGUCUUUGGGAUGCUGUGUCUCCCACGGAGGCAGUGGAGGCUGUCAGAAAUGUCCCUGAUGGCCUGGCUGCUGCGAAGAAGCUGUGUACGCUGGCGCAGGGCUACGGCUGCACUGAUAGCCUCAGUGCUGUUGUGGUCCAGCUCAGUGUGAGUGAAGACUGCUGCUCCUGCUGCUGUUCUGAGCCUCCUCAGCCACCCCCCAGCCCCGGCUUGGGCCCUUACCCCCCAUCGUCCUCCGCUAUUAAGGAGCGCCCCUCAGAUGGCUCCCUGCCUGUGCCGCCGUCCUCCUGCAGUGAAAUCAGCAGUGAGAUCAGCACCAGUGAGAUGAGCAGCGAGGUGGGCUCCACAGCCUCAUCUGAUGAGCCACCACAGAGCUCCUUGGUGCUGCUGCAUGAGCAGCCCCACCAUCCUCAUCUCCACCUGCACCACCAGGCCCACUCAAUGUCCCUACAGCACCAGCAGGCACACACAAACACCCAACCCUGCCAGUACCUGUACCCAGGUGCAGAGCUGCCUUCUGCCCGCAGCUGCUGUGCCCUCCAUCCUGCCUGCUUGGCUGGCUCUUUUCAGAGGCAGCUCUCGAGCGCCACCUUCUCCAGCGCCCUUUCUGACAAUGGGCUUGACAGCGAGGAUGAGGAGCCCAUUGCUGGUGUUUUUUCUAAUGGCAGCCGUGUUGAAGUCGAGGCAGAUGUCCACUGCCUCAAAGCGGAUUCCUCUUCCUCUUCUUCAUCGCCUCAGACGUCUUUACCUUCGUCCUCCAGCCAGGAGCGCAACCUGCUCACUCUCCCCCCGCCUCCUCCUCCACCGCCAUGCACCCCUGAGCCCCUGGAGGACGGCGUGGACAUGAGCCUGGGCGAAACUGAGAACGGGAUAGAGAGAGAUGAGUCGUGGCCAGGAUCUGGCCCGGGAGCCGGGGAAGGAGGAAAGUUAACUGGCAAGAGGAGGAUGAAUGGAUCUGUUGCACAGCAGGAGAAGAGUCACAACCUUAUCGAGGUGGCAGCUGAUGCUCCCUCUAAGAAGUCUGGGGGUUACUUCACAGCUCCAGCGCAGCCUGACCCAGAUGACCAGUUCAUCAUCCCGCCUGAACUGGAGGAGGAGGUGAAGGAAAUCAUGAAGCAACAUCAGCAGAAACAGCAGAAGCCACCUGGGAGCGAUCAGCCCACGGACUACUACGACACCCCUCUCUGAACAACAUCAACACAAACUACAGCCUCAUCUCCUCCUGGCUGCAGCGUGCACAGGAGCCUAAACGACUCUACACACAGACGAAUGAGUUUCCUCAGGAGGCUGUGAGACGCACAUGAAGAUCAUACUUUUUUCUUACGAGCCUUCCUUCCUUUUCACAGCCUCAUCUUUGAAAAACCAUGCACUGUAACUAGCUCCACACAUUUUUACUCAGAAACCCAUAGAACGAAACAAGCAAAUGAGCCCUUUAAUGAAACUGAACCCUCUUGAAUAGCCUGUGGACUCUGCUCCGCCGUGGCUGUGCCCUUCUCACAGACUGUGGACCAUUUGUACGUAAGCAACACUAGUCUCUUUUCAAUAGCAUUAGCCCGCCACAACACUUGUUAAUAUGGAUAACAUUUCCAUGGUUUGUUUGUUUGUUUUGUAAAAACUUACCAUAUCUUUUAAUGUGAAAGCAGUGAAGUUGCUGAAAGAACUUUUUAAAAACAGAGACACAUAAUCUUUUUAUUAUCAGUGAACUAUGUCGAAUGGUACACCAGUAAUACCACACUUAACUGUUGUAGAUAGGGCACUUAAAAUACUGUAUUUCUUCAGUAAAUCAUGGCUCUUGGCCUGUAAAAUGGCAUAGAAAUUUUUUGUAGAAAUUUUGAAUACUAACUCCUAGGAGUUGCAUACUCUUUAUGGUGACUCAGUCACUUUUACUAAUCUUCUCUGAGAGAAAUGGUGAUUUUUUUCCCAAUGAUUGUAAAUAAGAGAAAUGUUGUAUACUGAUGCUUUUAAAGGAACUGCAUACCUGUAUGUCGGUGAAGGUUUCAGUGGUGGGGAAGAUGUUUGGUUCACCAAGUUUGCUGUUAUGGAGGUGUCAACCCCCCCCCCUUUACUUUUCAAAGUAGACCCACAAAUACCACACAGAGAAAUACACACACACACA
Cheilinus undulatus (humphead wrasse) is the source of this 6619-nucleotide messenger RNA. It is a transcript of the gene phlpp1, whose product is annotated as PH domain and leucine rich repeat protein phosphatase 1. The record is from RefSeq and is a predicted model, not a curated record. Bases 340 to 5691 code for a protein of 1783 amino acids. The transcript has 17 exons. Gene Ontology annotation, molecular function: protein binding. NCBI's taxonomy places the organism in Eukaryota, Metazoa, Chordata, Actinopteri, Labriformes, Labridae.